Molecule: messenger RNA, 2140 nt
Organism: Drosophila serrata
Lineage: Eukaryota; Metazoa; Arthropoda; Insecta; Diptera; Drosophilidae
Product: sulfhydryl oxidase 2-like
Biological process (GO): protein folding
Cellular component (GO): Golgi membrane
Molecular function (GO): protein disulfide isomerase activity; flavin-dependent sulfhydryl oxidase activity
Source: RefSeq, a predicted model, not a curated record
UUGACUGGUGAGCAUCGUAUCGUUAUUUUUUGUGUGUCGAAAUGGAUCCGCCACUGAACCAGGUGCUCCUCCUGGUGCUGUCGCUCUGCCUGCUGGUCUCGGCCAACAGAAUCAAUGACAGAAAGUCACCCAACGAGGUCAGUCUCUACAGCGAGUCGGACAAUGUGAAAAUGCUGGACAGUGAGUCACUGAGAGCAGCUCUGGUAAUGGAUGGUGACAAAGGCAAACUGGUGCAGUUCCUCAAUACCUUCUGUGGGGAUUGUCAACGCUUUGCCCCGAUUUUUAAGGGUUUGGCUCGUGACCUUUACAAAUGGAACUCCAUCCUCCGGAUCUAUGGCAUUGAUUGUGCCCAGGAGAGGAAUGUGGAUGUGUGCCGGGAGUUUGAUAUUCGUCAGACUCCCACAUUGCGUUAUUUUGCCUUGGAUUCCUACAAACAUAAUCACAGCCUGGGCUUGGAUAUACCCAGUCAAGAUCCUCAGGUAAUAACCUCAACACUGGCUGAGUUUAUCUCACGAAAUGAGCAGCCAAAUUUUGCACCUUUGAAGUCGGAUGAUAAUGUGGAAAGCAUAUUUAAGAGACACUUGGCUCGAAGUCCCUCAGUGAAGGUCAUUGCUUUGGUAUUCCAACCCAAGGAUUCCCAAAUAGGCAGGGAUACUCUACUCGAACUUUUACCCUAUAAAGAUUUGGAAGUGCGUAUUGUGGAGGAUUCUGCGGUCUUUGCCAACUUUGGCCUUAAAGAUGUGACCGAUCUGAAGUUAGUUAUCAUCGAUGGAAAGGGGAACCCCAAAAGUCUGACAACCACCGAAGAUACAAGUAAAGCCUAUGCCACCGUUGUGGAAUACCUUCAGUCCCUCGAUUACAAGCCAGAGCCACCAUUACCCAUUGUUGAGGCUGCCAAUGUGACAGAGUUCUUGGAUCAGCAGAAUCAGGCCAUCAUAGCGGAAGUUCUGAAGCCACCAAAGAGGGUCUAUAGAGCUGAUCUGGAACAGGCCAUUGAUAAGCUACUCCACAUUGAGCUACCCAAACCGCCUUUCCUGGAGGGAAAUAAUUUGACUGCCUUGAGGAACAUCAUAACCGUGGUCAGCUACCUUAAUCCUCUCAAUAAAGAUGGUCAGUUGUUGCUGAAAAACCUCCGAAGUUCUUUGAGCCAGGCCAAGACCAUGACGGGAGUUCAGUUUGCCGAAACAGUGGAGUCCCUGGAGAAGCCUCUAAAGAAAGUCUUCAAAGCAAGGCGUUAUGUGGGCUGCAUUGCCUCACGUCCCUUCCUGCGCGGAUUCACUUGCUCUUUGUGGACACUAUUCCACUUUCUCACCGUGGAAGCAGCCAAGCCACCUUAUUACUUUAAGCCAGGCUCUGUCCUCUUAGCUGUUCAUGGUUUUGCCAAGUACUUCUUUGGCUGCACGGAUUGCUCCCGGCACUUCCAGGCAAUGGCCAAGCGAAGGCGUUUGGCUUCAGUCAAGAGUCACGAUGAGGAAAUCCUUUGGCUCUGGGAGGCUCACAACGAGGUCAAUCAACGUGUGGCUAGUGAUUCCACCGAGGAUCCCAAAUUCCCCAAGAUUCAGUUCCCCAGCGAAGAGGAUUGCCCCACUUGCCGGUCCAGCAGCAAUAGCUCCGAGUGGCAGAAGCCAGAAGUGCUCAAGUAUUUGAAAAAGAUCUACGAUAGAGAGAACCUGAGCUUCUAUGGUUUACCCACUGCCCAGGGAUAUAAUUGAAUAAUCAUUGAAUAAUUGCUCUUAAUUAUGGUUAAUUUUUACAGUAUUUGUAAGCGUUUUGCACUCUUUUUUAAUGUUCUCAUUUAAUAAAAUAAUGUUUUUUCUAAAAGACUUGGAUGUGAUUUGUUUUGUACAAUUUUGGUUUGUAAAGAUUUUCAACGCUUAGCAAAUUAAAAGCAUGAAAAAAUCUAUCAUCAGUCACAACAUUUGAUGAUGAAAUUGGGUUACUUAGUUGGUGGCUUUAUUUUCUUACAAUGUUGGCGGGUACAUUGUAAGAAAAUAAAGCCACCAACUAAGUAACCCAAUUUCAUCAUAUCUUCUCUUAGUUAAAAACUUGUCCUUUGGGUUCUGGUCUCCUCCUACGAGGUCCUUUAUCCUAGUUUGUGAUGGUGUUGGUAGCAGUGAAAUCUAUUCGGAGUAUCCCGGAA